AGCCCGGUGAUAAGGAUGUGGCCAGGAUUUGAUAGAUGUAGUUCGCGUGGAGCCGAUAACCCAAAUCAAAAUACCAUCAGCACCAGUCAACAGGACACCCUUCCAGUUGAAGUUGAGCAUAUUUCAACGAUAGCUGGUUCGUUUGUUUCCAUCGGAACACUUUCACAGUGCGGAAAUGAUGGAGUAUACGACACAGACCACACAGAUCUCAAUUCGGAAUUUGAUGAAGCUGAAUUACGAAGGGAACUCUUACGAGAUAAAUGGAAACUUCUUUUCGAUAUGUUCGAUCCAGAGGGUUUUGGUGAAAUUCCUGUUGAUGAUUUCGUAACAGCACUAAAAUCACCCGAAUUUUUAUCACAAGUGCCUAUGAAUAAACGUGAGCUUUUAUACGAGAGAGCGAUGAAAGUUAAAGUACCUAAUGGACCUGGUUACGUAACUUUUCAGGAUUUUGUAAAUGUGAUGAGUGGUAAACGCAGUCGUAGCUUUAAAUGUGCUGUCCAUCAACGUGAUCGUGAAAUUUGUUCAGAAAAUGAUUUUCAUCUAAUACUCGAGGAACCACCAUUUUUCAAAAAAAUGGUCCAUGUCAUUGCUAUGGAAGUACUACCGGACGAACGUGAUCGAAAGUUCUAUGCCGAUAAGUAUUCCUGCUGUCCACCACCUCUGUUUAUAGUUCUAAUGACAUUUAUUGAGUUGGGCUUUUUUGCCUACCACACAUUGACGUCCGGACCAGCGGAACCUGCCGGUCCAAUACCCAUCGAUUCGAUGUUCAUUUACAGUCCAGAUAAACGCCACGAAAUAUGGCGCUUUAUAUUCUACAUGGUUUUACACGCGGGCUGGUUCCACCUUGGCUUCAAUCUGUGCAUCCAGCUAAUUUUCGGUUUACCUUUGGAAAUGGUCCAUGGAUCCGGCCGCAUAGCCUGCAUAUACUUCGCCGGUGUUUUAGCCGGGUCAUUAGGAACCAGUAUCUUUGACCCCGAAGUGUAUCUGGUUGGGGCUAGCGGUGGCGUCUACGCAUUGUUGGCCGCCCAUCUUGCCAACGUUAUGUUGAACUACCACAGCAUGCAGUAUGGCAUCCUUCGUUUGGCAGCGAUUUUUAUCUUUGCGUCCUGUGAUGUUGGCUUCGCCAUUUAUGCUCGAUAUGCUGUGGAAUCAUCGUUCAGUCCAUCAGUGUCUUAUGUUGCCCAUUUAACUGGAGCUCUUGCUGGCUUGACUAUCGGUUUUUUGGUGUUGAAAAAUUUCGAACAAAAGCUACACGAACAGCUGCUAUGGUGGAUAGCUUUGGGGGCGUAUGCGGCGUGUACAAUAUUUGCGGUAAUUUUUAACAUCAUGAACACGGUGGCUAUGCAGCGGUUGAAAGUCGAACAGAUUCUACCCAGGGAGCCACUUUAUUAUGAGUUUGGCAUAUGAGGGUUCAUGAUGUUGUCGUCGUUAAAAUAUUAUAUCGAGAGGAUAUCCUUAUAUCCUGAAUUUAUAUGUCCUUUUGUUCUAUUUAAUUUAUAUGAAAAAGACAAUUUUCUUUUAUCGUUUAGUUAUGUUUUUUUUUUCACUGCAAUAUUUUUUUGUUGUUUAUUUAUAUAUUUUUGUAAAUUUAUUUGUUAUUUAUAAACAAAAACAUAAAUAAUAGUCUUUAAGCUACCUCACAAUGUAUACAUAUUUUCCACAGUUCUAGUGGAAUUCUUGUAAAUAUCUUAACCGUCCUUAAUCACAGCUGGAAAUGUAUAUUUUGAGACAAUAUUUAUUAAUUAUUGUGUCACUAUUUUGUUAAUAUAAUUAAAAAGUCCUUAAACUUAAGUUUUUGAUAUAAAGUUUUUGAAUUCAAACUUUUUUGUUAAUAUUUUUAUGAGUGUUUCUUUUUUGAAAAUGAAUUUUGUCUUAUGUUGAGUUUCAAAAUAUACCAUAUUCCGCAAGUGCUAUCAGUCCACAUACUCUCUAAUUAAAUACUUAAUAUAUUUUGUAUAUAAUUUAUAGAAAUACUACUCAAUACUCGCUUUUUAUUUAAGUAUAAAUACUGUAUAUUAAUUUUGUUGAAUUUAAUUUUUCAAAUAAAUGUUUUUGUUUUCUUCUCAAAGACUGAUUCGUAUUUUUUUCAAUUUUAUUUAUCAAAUGUGCAAUAAGAAUUCUUCAUGUAAAUAAAUACUAUUUUAUUUAUAGAACUAUUAUCUACUGGUUUUUGUUUUUUUUAUAAAUUUAUUAAAGUCAAUAAUAUCUCUUGAAUGAACGUCAAAGUACAAACAAAAUUUUAUUGAAUUAUUAAUAAUGAAAAAUAAAUAAAUGUUAAUAUUAAAAAUCGAAGUGCUAAUUAAAGUCAUAUGUAAGUUAAUUUCAACAACAAUAAUAAUAAAUAAAUUGCUGAUAGUCUUAAAAUAAAUACAAUAAAAAUUUAUAUGAAUUUAACUAAAAUAAAAUAAUAAUUUUAUCACUGCCAGGAAUCUUACAACAUUUAGCACGGUUUAUAUAAAAUUUAUAAAUUUGUAAAAACAUGAGAAAAUAAGUAUUUUUACUUAUGUAAUAUAUUGUUACAGAAUAAAAAGAAAAACAUUUUCCACCA
Eupeodes corollae is the source of this 2548-nucleotide messenger RNA. RefSeq names its product protein rhomboid (gene stet). The record is from RefSeq and is a predicted model, not a curated record. The transcript is spliced from 8 exons. Gene Ontology annotation, cellular component: membrane. Bases 16 to 1407 code for a protein of 463 amino acids. Gene Ontology annotation, molecular function: serine-type endopeptidase activity. Lineage: Eukaryota; Metazoa; Arthropoda; Insecta; Diptera; Syrphidae.